AUGGGGGAGAGUGGCUUGGCUCAGCGGUGGGGUGAGGUGCAGCAGGGGGAGCUGAAAAAGGAGGAGCAACACAAGGGGGAGCAGCAGAGUGGGGAGCAGCAGCGCGGGGGUGGGUGGGAGGGGGGUGCGGAUACGGGGAGAGCAGGGGGGAAUGGGAGGAAGAAGAGGAGGGCCAAGGCGAAGAGGCAGAGGCAGGAGCUGCUGCUCUCGUGUGGACUCAACUGGGGUCGUGCAGGCGCAAGCGGGCAAGGCGAGGUGUUCACGGGGGGUCAUGCUCCUGGCGCUUCCCCUCCUGCUCCUGGUGCUGCUGAUAAUCUCCCCCUGGCGUUGCCACCUCCCCAUCCUGCAGCGUCUGUGUUGCCAGAUGGCAGUGCGAGGGAUGGCAGUGCAAGGGAUGGCAGUGCGAGGGAUGGCAGAGGAGGAGGGCCGCAGGCAGGUGGAGGGGACGUGGGAGAAGGGGAAGGAGCGAGGGGGGAGUCAUGUGGGGAGGGGUUGGGGCAGGAGGCAGGGCGUCUAGCUUGGGGGGAGCAGAGAAGGCCGAAGCAGGAGACGGAGGAGUGGGAAGGGUUGCGAAUGGGCGUAGAUAGUGAUGGUGAUGCUGGGAGGGUGCUGCUGAACGGUGAGUACCAGGUAGGAGGCCCUGAGGGUGGGAUGGGGGAUGGGUAUGGUGGAGGUGUGGAGGGAACAAGGCAGGGAUUGGGAGGGAGAGGGGAAGGGGGCAGCGUGGAAAAGGAAGCAGAAGAGAAAGAGGAAGGCGGCUGCAAAGGCAGCAGCAGCGGAAGCAGGGACAAACGAGGGCAAGGAAGGAAAGAGCCACGGCACAGCAGCGGAAGCGUUGGAGUCGGAAGCACCAGGGCUACUGCAGCGGCAGCAGCAACAGCAGCAGCAGCAGGAGUAGCAGGAGCAGCCGCAGCAGAUGGAGCAGCAUCAGCCCCAGCGGCCGUUCCCUCUGACUUCUCCGAUCUGCAGAGGAUUCUCUCCAGGCUGUACUCGCACACGUGGGAGCGCCUGCCCGGGCAGGUGGGCGGUGCAGGGGGCGGAGCCGCAGGGUGGAAUCGCCCAGCGUACUGCGUGGAGAACCUUGUUGCUCUCAUCACCCAGGCGCACGCGGUGCAGCAGGCAGGGUGGCAGGUGUCGUGGGGAUGGUGUGGGGCAAUUCGCUGCUUCCUCUUUGUCUUCCCAGACCACAACAGGAUCAUACUGGAAGCGCCAGAGUACGGCAAGGCGACCUACUUCUUUGAGCUCGAGGCGGGGGUGGCGGUGCGCUGGCAGCUGCAGCGCCUGCUCGCUGUCUUUGGCGCCGCCUCCGUGUCGCGCAUCGACGUCAUCACCAACCUGCCCCUCGAGGUGGGAGUGGACCUGUCAGAGGAGGAGGCGGGGCGGUUGGAGCGGUACGGGUGGGUGCGGGGAACAGGCAUCGGUGAGCUGCUUAACUUCUGUGACCGCCUCCGCCACGACUACUCCUUCCCGGGCGCUCAGGCGGGCGCUCACAUGGGCGCUCAGGCAAGCGCUCACAUGGGAGGGGGGCAGCAGACUGUGGAUGAGGGGCGAGGGGCUGAGACGGGGACGGGAGGGGCGGCAGCAGGGCCGGUGCUCCCGCCUUCACCGCUACUGCCAGCAGCGGGCGUCACAGCACUCACAUGCUCUCAAGAGUGGUCUGCUGAUGCUGGCUGA
This is a messenger RNA of Closterium sp. Yama58-4, 1674 nucleotides long. The record is from the annotation of a GenBank genome assembly. Lineage: Eukaryota; Viridiplantae; Streptophyta; Zygnematophyceae; Desmidiales; Closteriaceae.